Pedinophyceae sp. YPF-701 is the source of this 2451-nucleotide messenger RNA. NCBI's taxonomy places the organism in Eukaryota, Viridiplantae, Chlorophyta, Pedinophyceae. The record is from the annotation of a GenBank genome assembly.
AUGUCCGAGUCCGCGACACGCACGGCGUCGCCGGCCUCUGCCACCGGCAGCUUCGACCAGCGCUUCCAGUCCCACAUCAAGCCCGUCCUGGAGCUCCUGGACAACAUCCGCUCCCUCCUGCACGGGUGCGAGGGGCUCGGCGACGUGCGCGACAAGCUGCCGACGAUCGUGGUGACGGGCGACCAGUCCGCGGGGAAGUCGUCGGUCCUCGAGAGCCUGUCGGGGAUCGCGUUCCCGGUGGGCGACGGCAUCGUGACGCGGCUGCCGUGCCAGGUGGCGCUGCGGGAGGGGCCGGCGUUCCGGGCGGUGUGCACGCCGCCGGAGGGCCAUGGCGAGGCGGUGACGCUCACGGACCCGAAGGCCGUCACCAAGUGGAUCGAGGACACCACCGCCGCCGUCGCGGGCGACAAGAAGGGCGUCCUGGACAAGCCCCUCAGCAUCAAGGUCGAGCGCGAGGGCUCCGCGGACCUGACGCUGGUGGACCUGCCGGGCAUCACGCGCGUCGCCGUGGACGGGCAGGCGGACGACAUCGAGGAGCAGGUCAAGCGCAUGAUCCAGCGCUACAUCUCGCGCGAGGCGGCGGUGGUGCUGUGCGUGCUGCCCGCCAACGUGGACUUCUCGACAGCUGAGUGCAUCAAGAUGGCGCGCGCGGUGGACCCCGGCGGCGAGCGGACGCUGGGCGUGGUGACCAAGGUCGACCGCGCGGAGCGGGGCAUCGUCACGCGGCUGAACGCGUUUGGGACGACGGGGUGGGCGCUGCGGCUGGGGUACGUGGCGGUGAAGAACCUGAGUCAGGACGAGCGGGCGAAGCACGGCGUGUCGACGACGAAGGUGCUGGAGCUGGAGGACGCGUUCUUCGACGACGGUGUGGGGCGUCCGGCGCACCUCGCGGAGCUCGCAGACCUUGACGCAGACAUGCGCGGCCUGCGCACUCUCGUGCAGAAGCUCGUUCAAGUACAGGGGGAGCGCAUCGAGGCGUUCAUGCCGUCGCUGGUGGACAGCCUGCGCGAGAAGUGCCGGCGCCUGGAGGAGGAGCUGAGCGGGCUGUCGGAGCCGGUCACGACCGAGGCAGAAGCGCUGAGGGCGUUGUCGAUCGUCGUUGAUAAGUUUGGCAGGAUCGUGGGCGACAAACUCGAGGGGCAACACAAAACCUCCGCGCUCAAGAGAAAGGCUGACAAUUCCGCAGGGAUCAGCCCUUUCGCGCUCCUUCACGACUUCGUGAGCGAAUCGCGUGCACAGAUCCGCCGGUCCAUGCCGGAAUUCUUCAGCGACGAAUUCUUCGAUGAGAUGCGUAUGGACCUGCGCAGGCGCCGCGGCCAGCACCUGCCCAACUUCGCGCCCCUGCCGCAAGACCUCUUCGAGAAGCACUUCCACCGCCACCUCGAGGAGCCCAUCUCGGACGCGGUGUCCAGGUCCUUCGAGAUGGUCAAGGGGGUUGUUGUGGGGGAGUUGGGGGUGUUCGACGACUUCCCGCGGCUGAAGGCGCAGGUCGCCUGCGACGUCGACGGUGUAUUCGAAAGGAUGCACAUUGAGGCGAAAGACAUGAUGUUGCGGCUCAUCGCGAACGAGCGUUUCCCUGACACGCUGAACCAUUAUUACAUGGACACGGUGUCGAAGAUCAUGAAGGACAUCGAGGAACAUCGGCGCGACAAAGACAAGCAGAAGGACAAGAAAGCGGUCCGAGAGCUGCAGCGGGGCCUGGCCGGGCUGUGCUCGGACGUGGCCCCGAAGUACGAGACAUACCGGCUCGCAGACUCAAUUAAAGAUGCCGACCUGAAAGAUGGGGAGUUCACCAAGCGAUGUACGGUUGCCGGGGCAGAGAUCGAGAUCAUCGUCUACAGGGAUGCCGAGCGAGGCGUGCCGAAGUUCGAUAUCAGGAACCUCUCGUCCCAAAGGCUCGUGUGUCGCUUUGGUGCCAACCUCAAGAGGCUGGCGCCUGGAUCCAGCGACCCCGAACACCACAGUUGGCUGCGACACGGUGUCGACGAGAUCGAAGUUGGCGCUCGACAGUCCGUCAUGACCGUGGACGGAGCAAACAUCUCCAACGUAAACAAGUUGCGAGAUGUGGACGUCAUCAUGGAGGUUUUCGACCCCGGUGCGCCGUGGGAAACGCACGUCGAUGCCAGGUCCUUCGGCGACGCCGUCCUUGGAGCGACCUCCAACGACGAGCAGGCCGCCGUCGAGCGCCAGGUGUCGAUGGCGGCGUACACCAAGCUGGUGCUCAAGGCGCUGCUGGACUGCGUGCUGAAGGAGCUGCGGACGACGCUGAUCACGGAGAGGCUGACGGGGAGCCUGUCGGAGGAGAUCCUGGCGCGCAGGCUGGAGCACGGCACGGCCCCGCUGCUCGCGGCCAUGGACAACGACCAGCUCUCCCGCAAGGUCGCGCGGCUGCGCAAGGAGAAGGCCGCCGUCGACGAGGCCCUGCGGCAGGUGAACAACUGCGCGUGGUGA